AUGCGAUUGCAUCUAACUCCACCUUCGAAUGGACAAAUAAAAGGGCCCUAUUAUCCGAAGAUCGAUAUCCGAACGGCAUCCGAUCGGAGUUACGAGCGUGCGAUAUCCAAACCAUCGGCCGCCGUAUUUCGCGUCGACAUCGCGCUCUCAGAAUACCGGCCCGGCAUAGCGGUAUCGUUCAUCUGCGGCGUUUUCGUGGCGGCGCGGGCGUCGCGGAAUCCCGAAAUGCCGGUGCCAAAAGGGUCCAGGUUGCCC
Molecule: messenger RNA, 255 nt
Organism: Iphiclides podalirius (scarce swallowtail)
Lineage: Eukaryota; Metazoa; Arthropoda; Insecta; Lepidoptera; Papilionidae
Source: the annotation of a GenBank genome assembly